CCUUUUAUUCUACCUUAAUCGCCUCUGCUCCAAAAUGGCAUUUCUCGUAAUUUUAUCCUCUCUCCUCUCUCUGCUCCACCUCUCGACAUCAGCAACAGCUCUCUCCAUUGGCGUGAACUACGGUACUCUCGCAGACAACCUACCUCCCCCAUCGCAGGUCGCGAGCUUCCUGAAACAGUACACCAACAUCGACCGCAUCAAGCUCUUCAACGUAGACCCCACCAUCCUCCGCGCCUUCGCCAACACCAACAUCGCCGUCACCGUCACCGUCGGUAACGGCGACAUCCCCGCCCUGGCCCGCCUCCCCGCGGCCCAGUCAUGGAUCACCACCAACAUCUCCCCGUUCUACCCUGCCACCAACAUCUCCUACAUCGCCGUCGGCAACGAGAUCAUCGCCACCGCCGACAAGAACCUCAUCGCUCAUCUCCUACCUGCCAUGCGAACCCUCCAAAACGCUCUUAAAUUAGCUGGAAUGACAAACGUCCGUGUCUCCACUCCUCACUCCCUCGGCAUCCUCUCCUCCUCCGAGCCCCCGUCCUCGGGUCGAUUCCGCCGCGGCUACGACCGUGUGAUCUUCGCUCCGAUGCUUGAUUUCCACCGUAAAACGAAAACCCCUUUCAUGAUAAAUCCCUACCCCUACUUCGGAUUCUCUGAAAAAACCCUAAAUUAUGCUCUCUUCAAGCCAAAUCCUGGGAUUUUCGACGCUGCUACAGGUCACAACUACACCAACAUGUUCGACGCCCAGCUUGACGCCAUUUAUUCCGCCAUGAAACGGCUCGGGUACGGAGACGUCGAACUCCUCGUGGCGGAGACCGGGUGGCCCUCGCUCGGGGACGCGAACCAGCCGGCCGUGAAUAUGGAGAACGCCAUUUCUUAUAACGGGAAUCUUAUACGGCACGUGAACUCCGGCAAGGGAACGCCAUUGAUGCCAGGACGGAAGUUCGAGACGUACAUCUUCGCCCUGUUUAACGAGAAUCUGAAGCCCGGUUCGACCGCCGAGAGGAAUUUCGGGCUUUUCAAGCCGGAUCUGACUCCGGUUUAUGAUGUUGGGGUCAUGCGCGCUGAGGCGCCCACCAACCCCACAACACCGACCGGUUCGGGGAGCAAGUGGUGCGUGCCAAAACCGGGGGUGAGCGUGCAGGCCUUGCAAGCCAACAUCGAUUACGUGUGCAGCACGGGUCUCGAUUGCAGCCCCAUCCAGUCUGGUGGGCCAUGCUUCACACCUGACACGAUCGAGUCCCACGCUGCCUACGCCAUGAACGCUUAUUAUCAAUCCAAUGGUCGAAACGACUUCAACUGUGAUUUCGCUCAAACCGGGACCGUCGUAACAUCCGACCCAAGCUACGGGACGUGCAAGUAUAGCUCUUGAAAAGGGUGGAGAAAGUGGGUGGCGCAAAUCUCGAGGUUCACACCUUCUGAGGACUUUCUUUGCAUUUGUAUUUAUCGUUUUGCCUCUUUUCUAAUUAGUUUGUAAUUUGUAAGGGUAGGGAGUCAUUUUUUUAACUUUUACUUUAUCUAUGGUUUUAAUGUGGAGGUGGCAUGUGCUGAUGUUGACUGUUAAUUAUUUAAUGGAAUAUGGUUUCUUAA
Magnolia sinica is the source of this 1587-nucleotide messenger RNA. Its product is annotated as glucan endo-1,3-beta-glucosidase-like. The transcript is spliced from 3 exons. Gene Ontology annotation, biological process: carbohydrate metabolic process. The record is from RefSeq and is a predicted model, not a curated record. Gene Ontology annotation, molecular function: hydrolase activity, hydrolyzing O-glycosyl compounds. Bases 35 to 1369 code for a protein of 444 amino acids. NCBI's taxonomy places the organism in Eukaryota, Viridiplantae, Streptophyta, Magnoliopsida, Magnoliales, Magnoliaceae. Gene Ontology annotation, cellular component: plasma membrane.